AUGCCGGGGUUUGGCCGGGACAGGGCGGCGGAGGGGCCAUCUGAGAGCUUAUCCCUCCUUUUCUCCCUUGCAGGCACCACCUCUGAGCCUGAGAUGUUGCCAUUCCCAGAGAUCCGUCUCGCCAACGGGCCCAGCCGGUGCCAGGGGCGAGUGGAGAUCCUCUACAACGGCUCCUGGGGGACAGUCUGUGACGACGACUGGGACAUCGUGGAUGCCAACGUGGUGUGUCGCCAGCUGGGCUGUGGCCAUGCCAUCACCCUCCCAGCCGCCAUGACCUUCGGUCAGGGGAGUGGGCCCAUCUUCCUGGACAACGUGGACUGCAAGGGCUCGGAGGCAGCCCUGAGCGAGUGCUGGAGCCAUGGCUGGGGCAUCCACAACUGCUACCACUACGAGGACGUGGCUGUUGUGUGCAACGAGUUCUCACCCACGCAAGUCAGCGAAGGACCGACCACCAGGACCCUCACAGCCUCAGUACAGGAUGGGGAAAGUGACGGCAGCAUCCGCCUGGUGAGCGGGCCCGACACCUGCCAGGGCCGGGUGGAGAUCUUCUACCGUGGGAACUGGGGCACGGUCUGCGACGACGACUGGGGCCUGAGCGAUGCCAGCGUGGUCUGCAAGCAGCUGGGCUGUGGGCAAGCCCUGGAUUACAAGAGCAAUGCCUAUUUUGGCUAUGGAACAGGACGUAUCCUCCUGGACAACGUCAACUGCGAUGGCAGUGAGCCUUUCCUGUCUGCCUGCUACAGCCUCGGCUGGGGCAUCCAUAACUGCGGCCACCACGAGGAUGCUGGGGUCAUCUGUGCAGGACUGGACACAUCCACCAUCACAUCAUUCACCACCUCGGUGGCCCUGGACUCUGAGGAGACACUCACAGCCACGGCCACAGUGACAGACAGCAGGGACCAGCCCUCCCAGGCCACUGAGGUGGUCACCACCACACUCCUGACCAUCGAGCAGGAAAGUGGCGGCUUGCGGCUGGCGAACGGGAACGGGAGCUGCCGCGGGCGGGUGGAGGUGCGGCACCGCGGCACCUGGGGCACCGUCUGCGACGACGACUGGGACUUCCCCGACGCCCAGGUGGUCUGCCGGCAGCUGGGCUGCGGCACCGCCCUCGCCGCCACCGUGCUCGGCUCCUUCGGCUACGGCAGCGGGCCCGUGCUGCUGGACAACGUGGGCUGCGGCGGCGGCGAGGCGCGCCUGGCCGACUGCUUCCACCUGGGCUGGGGACAGCACAACUGCGGCCACCACGAGGACGCCGGGGUCAUCUGCCGAGGUGACAGUGGGAGCUGCGAGAAGGGGAGUGGAACACAGCACUGGGGUGGGCAUGGGCAGGGGCUGCCUCACCCCUUUCCCUCCCCAGGCUCCUUGCGCCUGGUGAACGGCAGCCACCGCUGCGAGGGGCGCGUGGAGAUGUUCUACCUGUCCCAGUGGGGCACGGUGUGCGACGACGCCUGGGACCUGCGCGAUGCCAAGGUGGUGUGCAGGCAGCUGGGCUGUGGGCACGCCCUGGCAGCCUGGGGGGAGGCACGCUACGGCCAAGGCACCGGCUACAUCUUCCUCGACAACCUCAAGUGCAAGGGCCACGAGCCCUCGCUGCUGCGCUGCUCCCACAUCCGCUGGGACGUCCACAACUGCGACCACUCCGAGGAUGCCGGUGCUGUCUGUGACAUCCUAUGACCCUCCCGCAGCUCAGGUGGAAAGACCCAGCCUGCAGCACCAUCACCUUCGCCACCAAGUGUUUGAUUCCUACUGGAACAUUGGGAAAAUGACUCCCCUGUUCUCAUGGAUGGGGUUCAAGGGUGGGGAAGGGCUCAUACAGUGGCACAGAGCUCACUUCUCUGUUUGUGCAAUUCAUUUGUUGAUAAGACACUGCAUAUUCCUGGGCUGUUUUUUUUUCAUUUUCCAAUUUUUUUUUCUUAUAUGUGUGUGGGUUUGUUUUUGUGAAUACAUAAAAGCCCUUUGAAAGUGCUCUGAGAGCUGACUUGUUUUCCUGUCAUCCCCUCAAAUCCCUGGGUAAAAGCAAACACCUGGAGAAGAGCCCCAAACCUGGAGGAGAGAGCUCAGUUCUUGGUGCCAAAAAUUGACCCAAAUCCCUGGCUUAAAAUGCUCAAGCAGCCUUUAAUUCCCACCCAGCUGAGAGCUCAGCUUGGACCUUUCUCCACCCCAGCUCUGGGAUACAACCCUGAAGCCCACCAGGCUCAGGGGUUGAGGCUGGAUCCAGCUUUGAGUUUGUUCCCAGUGGGAUUUGACAGUCACGUGAACUGUGGGAUGGCCCUGACCCCAUAGUCAGGCUCCUGUUGGCUCCUCUUCCACUCCCCAUGGACAGGCUUUUUCAGCACUUUGAUCCCAGUCCAGAUCUC
This is a messenger RNA of Lonchura striata (white-rumped munia), 2357 nucleotides long. The record is from RefSeq and is a predicted model, not a curated record. Lineage: Eukaryota; Metazoa; Chordata; Aves; Passeriformes; Estrildidae.